This is a messenger RNA of Suricata suricatta (meerkat), 2554 nucleotides long. It is a transcript of the gene ARSJ, whose product is annotated as arylsulfatase family member J. The coding region runs from base 113 to 1915 and encodes 600 amino acids. The record is from RefSeq and is a predicted model, not a curated record. The transcript is spliced from 2 exons. Lineage: Eukaryota; Metazoa; Chordata; Mammalia; Carnivora; Herpestidae.
GGAGACCGUCCGCCGCCGGUCCGGGCUAGCCGCCUCCCGCGUGCAUGUGUGCGGCGGCGGCGGCGCCGGGUGCGCGGUUCUGCGAGCGCGGUCUCAGCCGGGACGCGAGUGGAUGGCCCCCCGGGGGUGUGCGGGGCCGCCGCCUCCGCCGCCUCCGCCGGCCUGGGUGUGGCCCGGAAAGAUGCUAGCCAUGGGCGCGCUGGCGGCCUUCUGGGUCCUCAGCCUCCUCACCUACGGUUACCUGUCCUGGGGCCAGGGCUUGGAGGAGGAGGAGGAGGGGGCCUUGCGAGCCCAAUCUGGAGAGAGACCGGAGCCCGGCACAACCGCCACCUCCCCACCCCAUCUCAUUUUCAUCCUAGCGGAUGAUCAGGGAUUUAGAGAUGUGGGUUACCAUGGCUCGGAGAUAAAGACUCCCACUCUUGACAAGCUCGCUGCCGAAGGAGUUAAGUUGGAGAACUACUAUGUCCAGCCUAUUUGCACACCGUCCAGGAGUCAGUUUAUUACUGGAAAGUAUCAGAUACACACCGGACUUCAACAUUCUAUCAUACGACCUACCCAACCCAACUGCUUACCUCUGGACAAUGCAACCCUACCUCAGAAGCUGAAGGAGGUUGGAUAUUCAACGCAUAUGGUUGGAAAAUGGCACUUGGGUUUCUACAGAAAAGAAUGUAUGCCUACCAAGAGAGGAUUUGAUACCUUUUUUGGUUCCCUCUUGGGAAGUGGUGAUUACUAUACGCACUACAAAUGUGACAGUCCUGGGAUGUGUGGCUAUGACUUAUAUGAAAAUGACAAUGCUGCCUGGGACUAUGACAAUGGCAUAUACUCCACACAGAUGUACACUCAAAAAGUUCAGCAAAUCUUGGCUUCCCAUGAUCCCAGAAAACCUUUAUUUUUAUAUAUUGCCUACCAAGCCGUUCACUCACCGCUGCAAGCUCCUGGCAGGUAUUUUGAACAUUACAGAUCCAUUAUUAACAUAAAUCGGCGGAGGUAUGCUGCCAUGCUUUCCUGCUUAGAUGAAGCAAUCAACAAUGUGACCCUGGCUCUGAAGACAUACGGUUUCUAUAACAACAGCAUUAUCAUAUACUCUUCAGAUAAUGGCGGCCAGCCCACAGCAGGAGGAAGUAACUGGCCUCUCAGAGGUAGCAAAGGAACAUACUGGGAAGGGGGCAUUCGGGCCGUUGGCUUUGUGCAUAGUCCGCUUCUGAAAAACAAGGGAACAGUGUGUAAGGAGCUCGUGCACAUCACUGACUGGUACCCCACUCUGAUUUCACUGGCUGAAGGACAGAUUGAUGAGGACAUUCAACUGGAUGGCUAUGAUGUCUGGGAAACCAUAAGUGAAGGCCUUCGCUCCCCGCGGGUGGAUAUUUUGCACAACAUUGACCCCAUUUAUACCAAAGCGAAAAACGGCUCCUGGGCCGCAGGCUAUGGGAUCUGGAACACUGCAAUCCAGUCAGCCAUCAGGGUGCAGCACUGGAAACUGCUUACAGGAAACCCUGGCUACAGCGACUGGGUUCCCCCUCAGUCUUUCAGCAACCUGGGGCCAAACCGGUGGCACAAUGAGCGGAUUACGUUGUCAACUGGCAAAAGCAUAUGGCUUUUCAACAUCACGGCGGACCCAUAUGAGAGAGUAGACCUGUCUACUAGGUAUCCUGGGAUCGUGAAACAGCUCCUACGGAGGCUCUCACAGUUCAAUAAAACCGCAGUGCCUGUCAGGUACCCCCCCAAAGACCCGAGGAGUAACCCUCGGCUCAACGGAGGAGUCUGGGGACCAUGGUACAAAGAGGAAAGCAAGAAAAAGAAGCCAAGCAAAAAUAAGGCUGAGAAAAAGCAGAAGAAAAGUAAGAAAAAGAAGAAACAGCCGAAAGCACGUUCAUUUCCAAAUUGCCAUUCAGGCCUUUGCCAUUACCUUAGAUAAGUACAAAAUGUUUUCCCGUCUGGUUAAAUUUACGUCAGUCGUAGUCUUUUAGCUGUUUUCUAGGUAGACCAGCAAAUUUGGCCCUAAUAUCACUGCCGGAAGUCACAGCCCUAAUUUCAGGUUGUGCCACACCAGAGACUUCUGCCACUUGGUCACCACGUAGAAAACGGUUCUGUUCGGUGCCAAAGGUGCUACCCUCGCAAGCCAUAAUUUAGAGGAGAAUGCUGAUUUAUUUUGCUCCUUUAUAAAAAUUGUCCUUAAUCGGUGCAACUGUUGUGUUUCAUUUGACCAGGCACUAUGCUUCAGACUCUGAUCAAUGAACCUGCUAAUUUUUAGAUGGAAGUUACAGGUAGCAUGAAUAAAAACGAUCUUUGAUAAAGUGCAGUCAAAGGUUGCAUCACCUGAAGACCUUGAAAAAUAUGUUUUCUUAGUGAAUUAUUGUAUCUCUAUUUUAUGAUACUUGGUUUUUUAAAAUUGAUUCCAUUUCACGUAUCAUUUCCUUUCCUGUGAAAAUAAGCUGUUUCCUCCCAUGUAAACAGCUUGCACCUCAUCCUGUCAAGCAUGAGGGAAUGGCAAAUAAGAAUGUUUAAGCACACUGCCAAAACGUGAAUGUAACUUUUUUCUAAACACUUUAAUAGA